This is a messenger RNA of Coffea eugenioides, 2506 nucleotides long. RefSeq names its product receptor kinase-like protein Xa21. The transcript has 2 exons. The record is from RefSeq and is a predicted model, not a curated record. Gene Ontology annotation, biological process: protein phosphorylation. Gene Ontology annotation, molecular function: protein kinase activity; ATP binding; protein binding. NCBI's taxonomy places the organism in Eukaryota, Viridiplantae, Streptophyta, Magnoliopsida, Gentianales, Rubiaceae. Bases 27 to 2324 code for a protein of 765 amino acids.
GUGAGAUUGGUAACCCCAAACUGGAAAUGCUUGAUCUUGGAAGUAAUAACCUAGCAGGCCAUGUUCAACCAGGGGUAUUCAACAUGUCAUCACUCAUUCGGAUGAGCUUGGUUGAGAACAACUUCAAUGGAUCUCUUCCGUUAAGCAUGUGGACCACACUUCCUAAUAUUCAAUGGCUAAAUCUGCGCACCAAUAAAUUCACAGGGACGAUCUCUAGCUUCAUAUCCAAUGCAUCUAAACUCACCUUGCUCUCCCUGACUGAGAACUCAUUCACCGGCCCUAUACCUAAUACACUUGGUGACUUGAGAUUCUUAAAGAGACUUUUCGUUGGAAUAAACAAUUUCACGAGAGAAUCUUCAACUCCAGAAUUGAGGUUUAUCACUUCCUUGACAAAUUGCAGAGAUUUGGAGACAAUGGAACUAUCACUGAAUCAAUUCAAUGGUUUUCUUCCAACUUCAAUUGGAAAUUUAUCGAAAACUCUUACCUCGUUCAAUGCCUUCGGAAGCAAAAUUAAGGGCACCAUUCCAGGUGAAAUUGGAAACAUAAGCAGCUUGGAAUCCAUAAAUAUGGAUAGCAACGAGUUCACAGGAUCCAUCCCCUCAACAAUUGGAAAGCUGACACGUCUGGAUCGUAUAUAUCUAGAACACAACAGGCUUCAAGGUUCCAUCCCAGCUGAGAUUUGCCAACUGAAGAUGCUUGGUGACUUGUAUCUGAACGAAAACUUGCUCUCCGGUCCAAUACCAUAUUGCUUGGGGGAAAUCACAUCCUUGAGAAGAGUAUUCUUGCACCUCAACAAUUUGACGUCCACAAUUCCAUUGAGUUUUUGGAACCUUAAUGAUCUCUUAAGUCUGAACCUGUCUUCGAACUCCUUAAGUGGUGAUAUUCCCUCGCAGAUUCAGAAUCUUAAGGUUAUAAUAGAAUUAGACUUAUCAUGGAAUCAAUUAUCCGGUGAUAUUCUAAGUUCUUUCAGCGCUGCUCAAUCACUUGUUUUCUUGUCCUUGGCACACAAUACUUUUCGAGGUCGCAUUCCUCAAUCCAUGGGAAAUUUAAUAAGCUUGGAGUAUUUGGAUUUGUCUCACAAUGAUUUUUCAGGAACAAUUCCACAGUCACUGGUGAAGCUUGGAGCCCUCAAUUACUUCAAUGUGUCUUUCAAUAGACUGGAAGGGGAAGUUCCAACCGGUGGACCAUUUGCCAACUUUACUGCUCAAUCGUUUUCGCAAAAUUUUGCGUUAUGUGGCUUAGCUAGGUUAGAUUUGCCACCUCGCAAAACAAAAUCACCUUCCCAUUCAGGGUCACGAAACAUUUUGAAGUACAUUUUACCACCAAUUGUGUUUGCCAUCCUAAUGGUGGCAGUGGUCACAUUUUUGUUGGUAAGAAAAAGACGAAGUACGGAAAUAUCAAGUGAAAUAAAAUUGUUUCAACAAUGGUAUUGGCGAAGGGUUUCUUAUGAAGAGAUACUAGAAGCAACAGAUUCCUUCAGCAGCAACAAUCUUCUUGGAACUGGAAGUUUUGGUUCUGUAUUUAAAGGGACACUCCUUGAUGGAUCCAAAGUCGCGGUCAAAGUUUUCCAUUUGCAAUUCAUGGAUUUAACCAUGAGCUUUGAUGCAGAAUGUGAAGUAUUAGCCAGCAUACGUCACCGAAACUUAAUAAAAAUCCUCAGUUGCUGUGGACAUCGUGAUUUUAGAGCUUUGGUGCUAGAGUAUCUGCCAAAUGGGAGCCUGGAGAAAUGGUUGCAUUCCGAAAAUUAUUUCUUGGACGUGGUACAAAGGUUUAAGAUUAUUGUUGAUGUGGCGUUUGCUUUAGAAUAUCUUCACCAUGAUCACGCACCAGAUGUUGUUCAUUGUGAUUUGAAGCCAAGCAACAUCCUGCUAGAUGAAGAUAUGGUUGCACAUGUCUGUGAUUUCAGUAUUUCCAAAAGCUUCGGCAAUGGGGAAACUAUGAUUCAAACAAACACAUUGGCCACAAUUGGUUAUAUGGCACCAGAAUAUGGAGAGAAACGAAUAGUGUCUACAAGUGGUGAUGUCUACAGUUUCGGCAUAAUUUUGCUCGAAACAUUCACAGGGAAAAAACCAACUGAUGAUAUCUUUGGGGAAGAAUUGAACUUGAAGCAGUGGGUUAGCAAAUCUAUAGAGGCGAACUCAGUAAUGAAAGUUGUUGACAGAAACUUAAUUAAGAAAGAUCAGAACUUCUAUCUGAUGGAGCAGUGUUUGCUGUCAAUUCUUCGUGUUGGGCUACUUUGUCUUAGCGAUUUACCGCACGAGAGAAUCAACAUGAGGAACAUUGUGGCCAGACUAGAAAAUAUUGAAAUCCCACCAGUUAAAUAAGUAUGGAGUUUGAUAAAAUGGAUGGCACUCGAUGUUUUUUUUAAUCCAAAUGCUAAUAAAUUUUUGUAUUAUGAUGUCUUGUAUUAGUAGUGUAGUUAUUAAACCCAGUCUCGACAUCUUUUCAAUUAGGCCACUCUACAACAAUUUAAUGAUUCAACUGCAGGUUCUUCGGUUGAAUUGAA